This is a messenger RNA of Sodiomyces alkalinus F11, 3073 nucleotides long. RefSeq names its product AP-1 complex subunit gamma-1. Lineage: Eukaryota; Fungi; Ascomycota; Sordariomycetes; Glomerellales; Plectosphaerellaceae. Gene Ontology annotation, molecular function: clathrin-cargo adaptor activity. Gene Ontology annotation, biological process: receptor-mediated endocytosis; Golgi to vacuole transport; intracellular protein transport. The transcript has 5 exons. Gene Ontology annotation, cellular component: membrane coat; Golgi apparatus; AP-1 adaptor complex. The record is from RefSeq and is a predicted model, not a curated record. The coding region runs from base 95 to 2578 and encodes 827 amino acids.
GACAAUCUAUCCCCAUGUGGGACGGAUCCAGAAUACCUUAACCUGCCACGACGCUCCUCGGUUGCCCAGCGUCGACUUCCUCCAAGUUAUCACAAUGGCUUCCCUGAAGCAAUUUAUUCGCAACGUGCGUUCCGCGAAGACCAUCGCCGACGAGCGGGCUGUUAUUCAAAAGGAAAGCGCAUCGAUUCGCGCAAGCUUCAGGGAGGAGAGUCACGACCAUGGGACCCGACGAAACAAUGUAGCGAAGUUGCUCUACCUCUUCACCUUGGGCGAGAGAACGCACUUUGGCCAGAUAGAAUGUCUCAAACUUCUCGCAUCCACCCGAUUUGCGGACAAGCGACUCGGUCACCUCGCCACUAGUCUGUUGCUAGACGAGAAUCAGGAAGUAUUGACCUUGGUUACCAACUCCCUCAAAAAUGACCUCUCCCACUCGAAUCAGUACGUCGUCGGACUCGCCCUAUGCACGCUGGGCAACAUUUCUUCGGUUGAGAUGUCGAGGGAUCUUUCUUCCGAAGUCGAAAUAUGUGUUAAUACCUCCAACCCGUACAUUCGAAGGAAAGCGGCCCUCUGUGCCAUGCGGAUCUGUCGAAAAGUCCCUGACCUGCGCGAACAUUUCAUCGAAAAAGCGAAGCAUUUGCUAUCUGAUCGCAACCAUGGUGUCCUUCUUUCCGGUUUGACACUGGUCACCAGUCUCUGUGAGGCAGACGAAGAACAAGGCGGAGAAGACGGCGUUGUCGACAACUUCAAGCAGUUUGUCCCUCAGCUCGUUCGCACAUUGAAAGGGCUGGCCACCUCUGGCUAUGCGCCGGAACAUGACGUUGCUGGCGUUACAGACCCAUUCCUGCAAGUCAAAAUUCUGCGUCUCCUCAGGGUACUUGCCAUAGGUGAUGCACAAGUCAGCGAGCAGAUCAACGACAUAUUGGCUCAGGUGGCGACCAACACUGAUUCGUCCAAGAACGUGGGCAAUUCCAUUCUAUACGAGGCUGUCCGAACUAUUCUGGAUAUCGAGGCCGAUUCUGGCCUUCGCGUGCUUGGAGUCAAUAUUCUGGGUAAAUUCCUGUCAAAUCGGGAUAAUAACAUUCGCUAUGUCGCCCUGAACACCCUCACCAAAGUGGUUGCCAUCGAACCGACCGCUGUUCAAAGACACAGGAACACAAUCCUGGAAUGCCUCAGAGAUCCCGACAUCAGCAUUAGGAGACGGGCCCUCGACCUUAGCUUCACUCUCAUCAAUGAAAACAAUGUUCGCGUUCUAAUUCGGGAACUGCUAGCUUUUCUGGAGGUAGCAGACAAUGAGUUCAAACCUACAAUGACGAGCCAGAUCGGUAUCGGUGCCGACAAGUUCGCCCCCAAUAAGCGCUGGCACAUCGACACGAUGUUGCGAGUGCUGAUGCUUGCAGGGAACUAUGUCAAAGAACCCAUCCUAUCGUCCUUCAUCCGGCUGGUUGCCACUACCACGGAGCUACAAACCUACGCAGUCCAGAAGCUCUAUACCAGCCUGAAGAAGGAUAUCACGCAGGAAAGCUUGACACAGGCCGGGGCCUGGUGCAUUGGUGAGUAUGGCGAUGCCUUGCUACAGAACGGGCAUUACGAAGAAGAGGAGCUAGUGCAAGAAGUCAGAGAGCAUGAGAUUAUCGAUUUAUUCUCCUCGAUUCUCAACAGUAGUUACGCGACCCAGGUAUCGACCGAGUACAUCGUAACUGCCCUGAUGAAGUUGACGACCCGGCUAUCGGAACCCACACAAAUUGAGAGGGUCAGGCGGCUACUUCAGUCAAACCAGACAAGCCUCGAUGUUGAAGUGCAACAACGUGCGGUGGAAUACGGGAAUCUCUUCUCCCACGAUACAAUUCGCCGGGGAGUACUCGAGAAAAUGCCACCCCCUCAGAUCAAAGAAGAGUCGCGGGUCCUUGGCCGAGCCACUACGAAGAAAGCGAAUAAGGAGUCUCACAGGAAAUCGAAGAUUCUUAAGCCAACUGAAGAAGACCUACUGUUUGGUUUCGCCGACACACCUGCCACUGCCCAUGGGUCUACCAAGAAGGCCAGCGCAAAUCUACUCGACGACAUCCUUGGUACUACUGAAACCUCCUCAUCGGCACCUACCCCAACCUCUCCUACACCCCAGCAAUCCAAUGUCGCCUCCAUCAUGGAUCUAUUUGGUUCAAACUCGGAGGCGCAGACUGCACGGUCAGAUGUACCCAGCGGCGCUAUAAACUCGGGUAACUCGGCAACGCCAGCAGCGCAUGUUCCAGCUGAGAUCCCUUGCUACAAUUCCAAUGACCUCCAGGUAAUUAUGCAGGUCCAGCGCAAUGCCGAAGGGCUAGUCCAGGCGACUGCCCGGUUUCGAAACACAUCUGGCGCUGUUACACUCUCUGGCGUGGGCUUGCAAGCUGCAGUACCCAAGACGCAGAAGCUCCAGCUUACGGGCAUCUCGAGCCCUCACCUGGAUCCUGGGGCUGAGGCAACCCAGGUGAUGAGAGUGUCCGGGGCAAAGGGGGCACUGAGAUUACGCCUGAGAAUCCAGUUCAUCCACCCGUCUGCUGGUCAGUUAAUGGAGCAGGUAAAUUGGACAGAACCAUCUUGAGACAGGCAAUUUACGUAACAGACACUACUGUUCUUUUCAUCGUGUUUGGGGUGAACGGUGUUCCUUUUUACGGGUUGCCUCCUAUCACAUAAGGUAGCGUAGUCUGUCUGGUUCGUGAUGUAUUCAGGGCUGCACUGCGAGGACAUCACGGUGUCAUUUCAGGACAACGAAACAGAGCUGCGAUAGCCAUAUCGGUUGACUUUAAGUACUACACCAAAAUCUGUAUAUGCCAGUUGAGUCGCGACGUAUUACACAUGUACAGUACACGGUCGAAUACUACCACACUAGGUAACGCAAUAACAUCGCCUCUUAUUUUAUCAGAUGCCCUUAGUCACCUUAUCGAGGUAUGAUAAACUACAUUAUAUUAGACGUAUAGAGUACCUUGAUCCUAUAUAUCUAUGUUUAUUUCUCCUGCUUUUUUUUCUAUAGUUAGAUAUCCCUAUAAAGUACUAUAAGCUUCACUUAGAUAAAUAUAUAUAUAUAUAUAAUUCCGCA